Molecule: messenger RNA, 3375 nt
Organism: Insectozyma verbasci
Lineage: Eukaryota; Fungi; Ascomycota; Pichiomycetes; Serinales; Debaryomycetaceae
Source: the annotation of a GenBank genome assembly
AUGAAUUCAAGACAACCAAUUUCAUAUUUACCAAUAUGUUAUAAUCCAUUCAUAAAUUGUAUUUUCAAUAAUCCACAAUAUAAUAAAUCUCCAUUUAAGAAUAUCAUUGAACAAUUAAAAGCAGAUCAUACUCAAUUCACAUUAUUGAUACCCCCGGCAUAUAUUUUGAAUGAAUACUAUGAUCCAUCAACUCUGAAUACCUUGCUAAAGUAUCUAUGUUAUCAUAGUGAAGACUUUUUGAAAUCACAUAUUAUCAAAACAGCUCAUCCAAUAUCUUCAACAAUCACUCCUAUAUCAAAAGAACAAUCGGUCAUUUACAAUACAGUAAAUAAUAAACAAAUAUUAAUUAAAAACAGAACAAUUUAUACUGGAAAAGGAUUCAAACGAAGUCUAAAACUCAGAAUCGCUUCAAUUCAAUACUUCAACUCAUUUUGUGAUUAUCUUCCAAAAGGUAGUAAAUUUAUGAUAAUUUAUAUCGAAAGUAGUUUGAUUGGAGGAGUACCACCAUUGAAAGUUUUACCACCACCUAAAUCCGAUGAAGUUAAACAAAUUACACAAGAUACAGUUACAUUUGAAAAAUUGUUGCGAAGUUUUCCAUUAUUAUCAAAAGCAGUAAGUGAUAAAUUUCUACGACUAUUUCAUCAUAAUAAUUAUCAAUUCAGAAAUCUACGAUACAAUACUAGAAAGAAACUAGUUCAUAUAAAGAUUGAGUUUCAAAAAGUACUUGAAGAGGCUUUUAAGAUUAUACUGGAUUCCGUUAAAAUUGAAAAUCCAAAUAGUGAACAAACUUAUAACUUGUUAAAUCAUAUUCUAAAGACGUUUCCUGGUAUAGAUUUAAGUAAAUUAGUUCAUGAAUAUGUUGAAAUCAAUUUAUAUGAUGUUUUAUGGUCUCAAUUGAUUUUUCAAUUUAAUUGUCCAAAUGAUGAUUAUGAUUUAGAAGCUACGAAAAUUUUAACAAAGGAGAAAUACGAACAAUUGUCAUGCUUAUCUUUAACACAAUUAGAUUUACCUAUUGAUGAACCGUGGCAAAUAAAUGAAUUACAAGAAAGAGUAUCAUUAGCAAUACAAGAGUUCAAAAAAUUAUCUGAUUCAUCAAUUAUAGAUCUGAGAAUGAAAACUGGGAUAAUCUACAAUACAUUUAAACUAUUAACUCAAGGACGUGCAGAUAUAGUCAUUAGUGCAGAUACUUUAAUUGGAUUAUUAAUCAUGGUGGUAAUACAUUCGAAGAUUAACAAUUUGGAAGCACAUUUAUAUUACAUCAAAAAUUUUAAUGUAGAUGAUCAUACUAAAGAUGGACAUUUCAAUUAUAUAAUAAGUAACUUAGAUGCGGUUUUAUAUCACUUUUCAUCUGAGAAUUCAGAUUUGGUUGAAAAAUCGGAAAAGAAUUAUGUAUUAUGGAAUGCAAUUCAUAAACUAGACAUAAAAUUUAUUGAAGAAUUUGAUAUACCUAAUAAAGAAUUACCAGAUAAUCAUUUUAUUAAAAGUAAGAAUAUAAAUGGCGAGAAUUGUUUGAUGUUUGCCAUUAAUGUAGAAAGUUAUGAAAUAUUCAAGUACUUUAUAGACAAUGAUCAAUGGUUUUCAAUUGAUGAAAUUCUAUUUGAACGAAAUAUUAUUACAAAUUAUACAUUAGUCAUGAAUGCUUUGACAUUGGAGGCUAAAGACAUUUUACAUGAUUUGGUUGAUUUAAUAUUAAAUACUGCUACCAAAGAAGAACACCUAAUAUAUUUUAAUUCAGUAGAUAGUACAGGUAGAAGUGUGGGGCAUUAUUUGUUUCAUGAUUAUACAUUGAUUGCAAAAAUUGGAGACUUAAUAAACUGGGAAUUAAAAGAUAAUAAUGGCCAUACACCUUUAGUUAGUCUAUGUCGUUGUUAUGAUCAUCCAGAAUAUAUUGAAAUUGUGAAAGCAGGUUUUAAUGCAGUUUAUAAAAGUGGCUUAGACUCUGAAAAACAUGUUGACAAACAAGGUAAUACUUUACUUCAUAUAUUACUCAAAGGAAUUACUGAAUCUGAAAUAUUGGAACAAGAGUUGGUUGAUAUAAAUCAAACCAACCUGAAAUAUUUAACUCCAUUAGAUCACUAUAUCAAAUAUAAUAGGAUGGAAAAUUUACGGACAAUUUUGAAAGAUGAAAGACUAGAUUUUUUAUAUGAAGAUUCUAAAAAUUUUUACAAUGUUUUCGAUUAUUUAAAUUUCCUGGCUUUGAAAUCAUCAAAGACGAAAGAUCAUAGAAAGAUUGAAAAUUUGAUAAUGGAUUAUUAUUUGACUAACUACUUCCCUAAAGUUGACAAUUAUUUAUUUGUAUUGAAUGGGAAAUAUAAUCAAAAUAAUAAAGAAUGGGUAAUUUCAUUUCGAGGAUAUGAGUAUACAGAAUUACCAGUUAGUAAACUAAAACAAAUUUUAUACCUAACUAAAUUGAAAUAUCAACUAACAACUUUCCCAAGUGAAGAUAUGGUUUUCAAAAACUUCAAUGUUAAUAACUUAACAACUCCGAUAUUUCUGAAAUUUAGAGUCAAUAGAUUUAUUGACAUAUUAAAUUUAAUAUUCCAAAGUCUAGCAUUUCAAAAUAAUAUAGAUAGACAACAAUUUUAUAAAUCAAUAUUAAUUAAGGAAACAUUACUGACAUUAGAACAAAAACAAUUGAUUAGUGAAACAAUUGAAAAUCAGAAAAUUGCAGCAGAUUUCAAACUAAAUGAGAUUGAUCAAUUUCUUUACUUUUUGGAAUUUUCAUUAAAUGAUUUAAAUGGUUAUAUGGGCCAGAUAAGAAAGCUAAGUAAAUUAUCUUGUGCUGGUGAAAUCAAACAAAUUGAUCAUAGAAAUGUUCAAAAUAUUGUUAUAAGUAAAUUUCGAAAUGAAUUUACAAUUCCAGAGUUUCAUAAUCAAAAAGGUAGUAUAAAAGUAUUAUAUGAAUAUAUUAAUUGGAUCGCAUUGACAGGAGAUGAACUUUUGGAAAACAUUUAUAAACUAUUCACUGAUAUAAAGAAUUGGAAAUCAAACUUUCAAACAAUUACAAGUAUAAAUAAAGAAUUACAAGAGUUGGAACCAGAAGAUACAAAAAUUACCAAAACAAACAGUUCAUUAUCAAUAAAUCCCUUACCUGAAACCGAAUUUGACGACGAAUCUGGCCUUUUCAGUUUCAAAAAGAGUAAAAAAACUAGAUACAAGAAUUUGAUCAAUGAAAAAUCCAAUUGUGUUGAUCAAAUAAAGAAAUUAAACAUUGAAAUCAAGUAUCAACAUGAGAUAAUAGCAGCUGAAAUCUCAAAUUAUUUUAAAUUUAGAAAUGAUUUUUUAAAAUUUGGUAUAAAACAAUUUGCCAAACAAGAAUUAAAACUGUUAAAACAAAGAAACCUUGAAUUAAAGAACUAUUUAUUAAGAUAUUGA